AUGACUGAUGACUCGCUGAAAUAUCCACCUGAUAUACAGAAAUUAUUCCAGCCGAAACCGCCUCUUGUAUACAUCCCACCAACAGAUUACCCUCCCGAGGAGCGAUCAACCUUAUCAAUUACACCAAUAUCCAACUACAAAAAUUUCAUAAAGAACUAUGUGGAAAAUGAUCUACCUAAACGGGAAGCACGCAUCUCCAAACCUGAACUAUCGACCCACAAGAAGAAGUUACUAGAUGCCCAGAAUAAAAGGCAGCAGCUGAAAGACUCAUUCAACCGGCAAUUGCAAGAUUGGAAUGAUCCCGAAUUGCUUGCUAGAAAUGAAAAAGAAGUCAUGAAAGAUCCAUACAAGACUGUCUUCAUUGCUCGGUUGGACUACAGUUUAACAGAAGUUGACAUAUCUCAAAGUUUUCGCAAAUUUGGUGUCAUAAACUCAAUCCUGAUAAUUAGAGACCACGAGGGGAAAAGUAGAGGAUAUGGCUUCAUUGUUUAUGAGCAAGAGACAGAUGCGCAUGCAUGUGUUUCCGAGCUAUCAAGGACUGGUAUUAAAUUGAAGGAUAGGAACAUCUUGGUCGAUAUUGAAAGAAGUCGAGUGUGGCGAAAUUGGAAGCCAAGACGUCUAGGUGGUGGAUUAGGCGGAAGAGGUUAUUUGAAAGAAGGAAGGGCGGCAUCUGCAGCUGCAAGUGGCAGACGUAUGCAUAUAGCCAACAAUCCAACGACACAUUACCAACCAAACAAUGUUCACAGACAAGCUACAUCUCAGUAUAAAGUUCCCACUCAUACCAAUUCAACUCAAAUCCAGUCGUCAUCUAAGUACCAACCUAUCAGUCAGCCAAGACCAUAUAACUAUUCGUCGAGUCAACCAUCGUCUGGUAGGUCCAUCCGAAGCAUUAGAGGAGGAGAAUAA
Molecule: messenger RNA, 906 nt
Organism: Lodderomyces margitis
Lineage: Eukaryota; Fungi; Ascomycota; Pichiomycetes; Serinales; Debaryomycetaceae
Product: U1 snRNP complex subunit
Exons: 2
Coding region: 1-906 (301 amino acids)
Biological process (GO): mRNA splicing, via spliceosome
Cellular component (GO): precatalytic spliceosome; U2-type prespliceosome; U1 snRNP
Molecular function (GO): mRNA binding; U1 snRNA binding
Source: RefSeq, a predicted model, not a curated record